Molecule: messenger RNA, 1179 nt
Organism: Stomoxys calcitrans (stable fly)
Lineage: Eukaryota; Metazoa; Arthropoda; Insecta; Diptera; Muscidae
Gene: angel
Product: protein angel
Exons: 1
Coding region: 68-1135 (355 amino acids)
Molecular function (GO): 3'-5'-RNA exonuclease activity
Source: RefSeq, a predicted model, not a curated record
AGUUUAUUUUUCUAUAGCUGAUUAGAGAUUAGUUUAUUUUCUUCCUACCUCAUUUUAUAUUUGUUAAAUGUUCUCAUGGUCUCUUGGGGGAUCCACUAAAUAUUUGACGAUAUUGAAACGUGAACUUGAUUGCAUAAGGCAGCACAAAUGUUUCUUAAAGAAAAGCAGCGGCAUUAGAAAAAUACAAAGACCACCAAUGGAGCGUAACUGGAAACCACCACUGCAAGAAAGCAGCAACUCUUACCGACUUUUGUCGUAUAAUAUAUUAGCACAGGAGCUAUUGACGGACAACAUGUUUCUCUACUAUGAUAAUGACCCCAAAUUUCUGAGUUGGAAGUACCGAAUUGGCCAGCUUGGCCUGGAAGUAAAUAAACUUCAACCUGACAUAAUGUGCUUGCAAGAAGUGCAACACGUUCAUCUCAAGGAAAUGGUUCGUCUUUUCGGUGCAAGAAAUAGUGGUCCCAUAAAGCUGGAGUAUUUGUUCAAGAAGAGGACUGGAGCUCGCUGCGAUGGCUGUGCCAUACUUUACGAUAAAAGUAAAUUCAAACUAAUUGAGGAUAGCAUUAUUGAAUAUUAUGACGAGGGAUGUAGCAUUUCAAAUAGAGAGAACAUUGCCUUGAUGGCGAAAUUUGCUCUGCGUUCUGAUCCAGCGACUACAUUUGUAGUGGUAACUACACACCUUCUGUACAAUCCACGUAGGCACGAUGUUCGCGUUAGCCAAAUAAGUAAAUUGAUUAGAGGCAUAAUAAAAUUCUCCAAAGACCCCACUAAAGACACCCAUCGACUUCCAGUUAUAUUGACAGGUGAUUUCAAUUGUACACCAGACAGUACCCCUUUUCGCAUGCUAACAACGGAACGCCGAGCUGUGGUCCCAGCAGCUAAAGAAGAGAAAGAGGAACACUUUUUAUUGGAAUCAAUACAUUUUGGAUCCGAUUGUGCCUCCACCUUUCAAAAUCAGUGGAUCGUUGUAGAUUACAUUUUAAAGUCAUGUGCGUUUGGAGGCGAAAAGACCAUACAAAUAAACAGUACCUAUAAUUUACCAAAUGUGAUUUCAUGCCAAUCGUAUGGCAAAAUUCCAAAUAAGAAUUAUGGAUCAGAUCACUUUUCCUUGGCUAUACAGUUCUCGAUUAUUUAGUACUUAGAACAUAAUAAAAUAUAUGUAUAUGCACAUUGACACCA